AUGGCUCGACUUUACACUGAGGACGAUGAUAGGGAGUCCAAAAAGGCCAAGACGAUGGCCUCACUCGUGCUAGGCUUCUCGGAUAAAGAUAAGAUUGGAGGAUAUGAUGUGAAGAGAGUGCUAGUAGAUCAGGGCAGCGCUGUGGAAGUAAUGUAUCCUGACCUAUACAAAGGGCUGAACUUAAAACUCGAGGACUUAACGGCAUAUGAUUCCCCUUUGGUAAGCUUUGAGGGGAAAACCGUUACUCCAAGGGGCCAGAUCAGACUGCCCAUACAAACAGGUUCGGACGUAGUGGAGGUGGAUUUCAUUGUAGUUGACACUUAUUCACCUUACACGGCCAUUGUCGCUAGGCCUUGGCUUCAUGCCUUGGGAGCUGUCUUUUCCACCCUGCACCAGAAGGUGAAGUACCCGUCGGAAGGCCAGGUUAAAGAGAUUAUGGGGGAUCAGACCAUGGCCAGACAAUGCAUGGUGGCUGCCAUCUCAUGCUAA
Messenger RNA from Quercus lobata, 489 nucleotides. RefSeq lists its product as uncharacterized. The record is from RefSeq and is a predicted model, not a curated record. The transcript has 2 exons. The coding region runs from base 1 to 489 and encodes 162 amino acids. NCBI's taxonomy places the organism in Eukaryota, Viridiplantae, Streptophyta, Magnoliopsida, Fagales, Fagaceae.